AUGCCUCCAGUUAAUAAGUCCCAACUAAUGAGAUGUGAUCUGGAGAGCCGUGGAGGCCUUGAACAGCAACUGCUUUUUUCCCAGCCUCCAUCGACAGCUCUUGUUUUAGUCACGGAUGCUGACAAUGCUCCCGAUGACGGCGGGAAAGGCAUAAGGCCGAUUUAGCAAACUUAAAAAAAAAAUCUCUGUUUUAUUUUUUAUCUUUCGGUGCUGCAGCCGUUUUGAAAAAAAACACGUCCAUAUGUAGAUAACAUUAAAAUUAAAAAUGGAGCAGAAUUUUCAACAUUCUAAUUUAAAAAAAAAAGGCCUUGGUUUUAAAAAUUGAUAUUUUGUAAAGAAGUCUAAAAUUUCUCAAAAUGAAGCUCAUUGUAGAAUGUAUGAAACUUAGGAUUGACUUAUAAUUCUUUCAAACUGUGUCGAAACCGAGCAUUCUGGCGUUUUGAACCCACUGCAAUCCUUUUUUUUCCAGAACCAAACAAAUAUGCUUUGCAAACAUUUAUUUAUUUGCAACUUUUUAAUUGCGAAAAACUGGCUUAUGGACUAACCAGUUUUCAACAAUUCGAAAAUUUGUGAAUGUUAAUUAAAAAUAAAAACGACUGACCCAGCAAACAAAAACAAGGAAAACGGGAAAAACAGUGACUUUCUAAUGGCAAUUGGACGAAACAUUCAGUACGGGCACUGAUUUCGAAAUGCUAAAAAAUAUUUGAAAUUCGAAUCCAAUCAAAGGCUAAUUGAUAAUUAAAUCCCAAUAUAUGCUAGAAUGCUUCGGUAUCACGACACAAUAUCAUCGAUUUGAGCAUUGAAAGUGCAAUAAAAUUUUUAUUGGUGC
Molecule: messenger RNA, 829 nt
Organism: Nezara viridula (southern green stink bug)
Lineage: Eukaryota; Metazoa; Arthropoda; Insecta; Hemiptera; Pentatomidae
Source: the annotation of a GenBank genome assembly